AUGGCGAAGGAAUUGAAAGCUAGGUGUCAAACGACCAGAAGCGACUCACAAUUGUUGUUCAACCAAAUCCUUGGUGAGUACCAGGCCCACAGACUUCACAUGAACACCUACCUUAAGAAAGCCAAAGACAUGCUUUCCCAGUUUGAUCGCUACACAAUCAAACAGGUCCCUAGAGAGAAAAAUUCCAACGCUGAUGCAUUAGCAAAGUUAGCAAGCGCAAGAGAUGCAGAGACCCUCAAUGUUGUUCCAAUCAAGUUCCUAGCAAUGCAAAGCAUCACUAACGCUAUGGACGACAUCGUUGGUAAGUACAGUCUCACCAUUGGCAACCUUUUCAACAGCGACUGCACUGUUACCGACGACCCCGAUGGAAACCACAACUCUCCGAUGCUAAUUGACAAGGAAGAGACAUGGAUGACUCCCUUCAUGAAAUAUCUGAGUGAAGGUGUCCUCCCAUCAGAACAAAGCUCGUCAAGGAAGACACUUUACCAAGUACCCUGCUAUAUCAUACAAGACAAUCGCCUAUACCGAAGGGGACAUUCAAUGUCGCUACUGCGAUGUGUCACCAAGGAGGAGGCCCAAACAUAG
This is a messenger RNA of Humulus lupulus (European hop), 585 nucleotides long. RefSeq lists its product as uncharacterized. The transcript has a single exon. The coding region runs from base 1 to 585 and encodes 194 amino acids. The record is from RefSeq and is a predicted model, not a curated record. NCBI's taxonomy places the organism in Eukaryota, Viridiplantae, Streptophyta, Magnoliopsida, Rosales, Cannabaceae. Gene Ontology annotation, molecular function: nucleic acid binding; RNA-DNA hybrid ribonuclease activity.